Messenger RNA from Peromyscus leucopus (white-footed mouse), 2343 nucleotides. It is a transcript of the gene C2cd4a, whose product is annotated as C2 calcium dependent domain containing 4A. The transcript has a single exon. NCBI's taxonomy places the organism in Eukaryota, Metazoa, Chordata, Mammalia, Rodentia, Cricetidae. The record is from RefSeq and is a predicted model, not a curated record. The coding region runs from base 257 to 1273 and encodes 338 amino acids.
AGCUGCAAAUCUACAUGACAGCCGAUUGGAAACGGGGCGAGUGAUGAACGACAGUUUUUCAAACUCUGAAAACAGUUUGCAACGGAGGUGACAGAUGCAUUUUGCUUCGUAGGGGUCUGGACAGGACGAAGUCGGAGAAAAAAAAAAAAAGAGGAAAGAAAUUCCGGCUUUCCUCCAGGCUGCCUCUGACAGGUGUGCGUUUGAAUACUGCAGGCAGCCCCAAACAGGAUCACCGGGUUCCGAGACCAGCGGCUAGAUGUGGUGCCUGGAGCGGCUCCUGCGGAACCGAGAAGGGUUUCUCCCCGGGCGCGUCCGCCGCACCAAAGCGCAAUCGUCCUCUGCGUGCGGAAACGUGCUCACUCCUGACCGCAUCCCAGAGUUCUGCAUCCCACCGAGACUGGAGCCUAGCACGACCUGGGCUGCGCUACGCGAAGCCUGUGCUGCGGAUGCGGAGACGGACGACCACGCGGGUCGCACCGACUGGGACCCGCGCUCACAAGCCGCGCUCUCGCUGCCGCACCUGCCCCGCGCACGCACCGCCUACGGCUUCUGCGCGCUGCUCGAGAGCCCGCACACGCGCCGAAAGGAGUCGCUCUUCCUCGGCCACCCAGGAGUUCCCCGGCCCGGACUUCGUCGCCGCGCGCACACCUACGCAAGUCCGCGCCGAGUCCCGGACGCCCCGCGCCCCGCGCCUCGUAACCUAGAUGCCUCCCGGGUCCUGCCGCCCACUCCUGCUCCCCGUAGACACCGCCUCCUGCGCGUCCCUGAUGGGCUGCUGAGCCGCGCGCUGCGGGUCCCUCGAGGUCGGGCCAGUGCGCGCCCUGCGCCCAGUGGAGACAAACAGGGGAGCGCCGCCUCCUGCGCGCCCCCGGACCCCACCGGCCCGAUUCCCAAGCGCCUGCAAGCCGAGGCCAGCGUGGCUCUGGGCCGCGGGGAUUGCACGCUGCACCUUGCCGCCGAGUACUGUCCGCGCAGCGCGUGUCUCCGCCUCCGCCUGCUGCGCGCUGAGGGUCCGGCCGCUGCGCUCGAACCCCGAGCCCUGGGCUGCCGCCUCAGCCUGGUGCUGCGGCCGUCGGGCCAGCAGCGCGCCAGCGUUCUCCACCGCAGCCGCAAGGCCGCCCUGGACCAGGACUGCUGCUUUGAUGGGCUCUCGGAGGAGCAGCUGCACCGCCUGGCCGUGCGCAUCAAGGUUGAGAGCAAGGGCCGCAGGCUGGAGCGUGGAAGGCCGCUGGGCCAGGGUGAGCUGCUGCUGGGCUCGCUGCUGCUGCUCUGAGCCCUGAUUCCGUGGGGCCAUGGACACUGAAGGUCGCUUGGCCCUGAGAUGCUCACCACACUCUUGGCCCUGGGACACUUGGAGACAGUCUUAGCUUUUGGUCCUGGAACACUCACAGCCUCUUGGCUCUUGAACCCUUCAAAGACGCUCGGCUCUGAGACACUCCCAACUCUUGAACCUUGAGAGUCGCCUUAUCCUGGCACAUUCACAACCUCUUGGCUCUUGGACAUGGAUGAGCCAUUUGUACAAAAUAAACAUGUCUUCGUUUUUCUAAUCAGGGCUUUGUUUCAAUCCAAUCCUGGCAGAGAUGAUCCUAGAUUAUCACAGUAACAGAUGUAACUUAUUUUUGUGUGGGCAGACACCUUGAAAUUUCGGUUGAGCAAUGGGGUAGUGUGAGCAGUGUUUUUCACUGUAGACAGAGAUUGUAUUUCAUAUGUAUCACACACUUGAACUGAAGAUAGUUAAUGUCAUGCAGUAUUAGGCCAGCCUCAUUUGAUAAGUUCUUUCAUUUCAUGGUAUCUUUAGGGACUUAUAGUGUCAGUUACUUCUGAAGCAUUAAGAUGUUGCAUAAGGGCCAAGGUCUACUAAGAUUGCUGAGUGGGUAGAAGGUGUUUGCCACUACACCUCAUCACCUGAAUUAGAAUCUAGUAAGGACUGUGAGACCUGCAUGAUGGAGAGGAAAAAUCCCUGCAAGUUUUCCUCUGGCAUGACCUCCCCCCAACACAACAUAAAUAACGUAAUUAAAUCAUUUUUAAUAAAAGGCCAGGAAGAAAUGACUCCAAGCAGGGAGUCCACUCAUAUCCUAAGCUCCAUCCUGCUAGGAAUACAAUAAAGAAGUGGAAAUCAUUUUAAUAUUUAAGUAACAGUCAAAAUAGCUUUACAAGUUUUAACUUGUUUCGUUUGGAGAGCAGCCCUAGAUAGAAGGCACUACCAUCCCCAUUGUGCAGAUGAGGCAUGGAAUAAAGAGAAGUCAGGGCAUCCGUAUUUCACUCACUAAAAUGCUUGUCUGGGAAUUGGGGUAUAGCUCAGUUGGUACAGUGCUUCCCUAGCAUGCACAACACCCCAGGUUC